AUGAUAAAUUCAAGUUUAUUGUGUAUAAUACUGCUAUGCUUUUUUAAUUUUGUUAAUGGUCUAACUGACGCGGAAGCAAAAGCUGAGUUCACUAAAACAGUAUUGCGAUGCACAAAAGAGUAUCCAGUUGACAUGAUGGAACUGCUACAAUUGCAGGCUUUAAAAGUACCCAAAAAACAACAGACAAAAUGCCUGCUCGCUUGUGCGUAUAAGAAAAUUAAAACUUUCAACGAAAAAGGAAUGUACGAUCUUGAUGAAGGUUACAAGGUCGCAGAAUUAACUAAAAACGGUGAUGAACAAAGAUUAAAGAAUGGCCGAAAGUUGGCUGAAAUGUGCAAUAUUGUUAACGAUAUGGAAGUAACUGAUGGUGACAAGGGUUGUGACCGAGCCGCAUUUUUCUUUAAAUGCUUUACAGAAAACGGACAAAAGCUGGGAUUCAAAAUGUAGCCGAACGACUAAACAAAGUGAUGCUCCUACUGUUUUUGCACGAUUAAAAAACCCUAACCUUCAUUUCUUUUUUAUCA
This is a messenger RNA of Papilio polytes (common Mormon), 524 nucleotides long. RefSeq lists its product as uncharacterized. Gene Ontology annotation, molecular function: odorant binding. Bases 1 to 447 code for a protein of 148 amino acids. The record is from RefSeq and is a predicted model, not a curated record. Lineage: Eukaryota; Metazoa; Arthropoda; Insecta; Lepidoptera; Papilionidae. The transcript is spliced from 5 exons.